AUGGUAUUUGUAUUUAUAUAAUUAUAAAAUUAAUGGAAGUUGUUUACUUAGUUUAUUUAGUUUUGGCUUUAUUGAUUGGUGUAAUAGNCUAGAACAGUUUAUGAAUAAUAAACUGAAUAUGUACCAGUCACUAAAACAGUACCUAGAGUUGAAUAUGAUGCUGUUGAGAGAGAAGUAUAAAGAGUGGUAAUUUAAAAAUAUUUAUUUAUAUUAGUAAUAUCAACCAGUCUAGACCGUUCCUGUUUAACCUGUUGUUUAAUCCAUCGUUCAACCAGUUCAACAACUCACUUAUUCAGUUGCUAGACCUAUAGCCUAAGCUCCAGUUUAUGCUCAACCAGUAGUUGCUCCAGCACUCACUUAUUCAGGUGUUAGACCAGCUUAUGCACCAGUAUUAUCAAUUUAUUAUAUAUAUCUUAGGUUUAUCCAAGUUAUCCUUAAGUUGGUGCUAGACCAUAAUAACCAUAAUAGCCAGUGCCUUCAAACAAACCAUAAUGAGAAUGAAAUAUUAUAUCAUAAGCAUUUGUAC
Messenger RNA from Paramecium primaurelia, 526 nucleotides. NCBI's taxonomy places the organism in Eukaryota, Ciliophora, Oligohymenophorea, Peniculida, Parameciidae. The record is from the annotation of a GenBank genome assembly.